AUGGGAUCCAUUGUGGUUGACCAACCCUACCGGCCGACGCCUGCCGAUAUCACCAUUGACAACCACAAACCAGGAGAUCUGUCAAAGAUCCUGUUCAAAAAUGUCCGUAUUCUAGACUCCACCGGGCGGGCUCCUUACGAUGGGAACGUAUUAAUCGAAGGAGAACGUAUCACCACCGUGGGCAAUGUCAGCGACGCAGCCGCCCGCGGUGCGUUGGUGAUAGACGGCGAAGGCAAGAAAACGCUAAUGUCUGGCUUGAUGGAUGCCCAUACACAUCUCAGCUUUAAUAAUUCACCUACUUUGGACGGGCUUACCAGCGCGCCACUCGAAGAACAUGUCCUAUCGACAGCUCAUUCGGCCAAGACCUACCUCGACUGCGGGUAUACGAUGUGUUUUGGCGCAGCAUCAGCUCAACCUCGGCUCGACAUCGCUAUCAAAGGUGCCAUAAAGUCCGGUAUGAUUCCAGGUCCACGCACCCUGGCGAACGCACCGGAGAUUACAACCACCGGGGGAGCAAUUGUACCCGGUAUCUCGCGCAAUGCAGACGGGCCGCACGAGAUGCGGAAGCAAGUUCGGGAGUUUAUCAUGCUCGGGGCGGACAACAUCAAGCUGAGCAUGAGUGGUGAUGACAUCCACCCAACAAUGCCGAGCACGGAAACGUAUUUCACUCUGGAAGAAACAGUUGCUGCAGUAGACGAGGCCCAUAACCGGGGUAAACGUGUCUGUGCACACGCGAGAAGUGCUCAGUCUGUCAAGUUUGCCCUCGAAGCUGGGGUUGACGUUAUUUAUCACGCCAGUUUCAUCGACGAAGAAGGAAUGGACAUGCUCGAGCAAAGGAAGGAACAUGUUUGGGUCGCUCCAGCUCUGAACUUCUUCUAUACCACAUGCACUGGCGAGGCAACUCCGUACGGUAUGACCGCGGAAGACGCAGCAAAGAAAGGUUUGAAGUACGAGGUGGACACAGCCUGCAAGGCGAUGCAAGAGAUGCACAAGCGGGGAAUUCGCGUCAUGCCCGGCGGUGACUAUGGCUUUGCCUGGGCUCCCCACGGGACGUACGCCAGAGAUCUGAAACAUCUGGUGGACUUGUUUGGCUAUAGUCCAAUGGAGAGCAUCAUUGCUGCAACUGCGUGGGGAGGGGAUAUGAUGGGCUACCCAGAGGCAUUGGGCAAGGUGGCACCAGGGUACUAUGCGGAUGUGAUUCUGGUGGAUGGAGACCCUCUGUCCGAUCUGGAGAUCUUGCAGAAACAGGAGAGAUUGCAUGCAAUUGUUAUUAAUGGUCAUAUCCAUAAACACAUUGUACCCUCUCAAGCUGUCUAUGCUUAA
This is a messenger RNA of Aspergillus bombycis, 1323 nucleotides long. RefSeq names its product amidohydrolase. The coding region runs from base 1 to 1323 and encodes 440 amino acids. The transcript has a single exon. NCBI's taxonomy places the organism in Eukaryota, Fungi, Ascomycota, Eurotiomycetes, Eurotiales, Aspergillaceae. Gene Ontology annotation, molecular function: hydrolase activity, acting on carbon-nitrogen (but not peptide) bonds. The record is from RefSeq and is a predicted model, not a curated record.